AUGUCCUCUUCCGCUUUGGAUGAAGACCGACGCCAGUAUGGCGAGCGACCGGCUAAACAAAAGUCAUGGCGGCAUUACUUCUGGGACGCUUGGGACAAGCCCGAAGAGGAGAGGAGGCUUCUUCUGAAAAUGGACUUGACCAUUUUGACUUUUGGUUGCCUCAGUACAUUUAUCAAGUACCUGGACAAAUCCAACCUUCAAAAUGCUUUUGUUAGCGGCAUGAAAGAGGAAAUGGGCCUCUAUGGCAAUGAAAUGAACUAUGCAACUACAGCAUACUCAAUUGGAAGCAUAAUUGCUCUGUGGCCGUGUAAUCUGCUACUCACUCGAACAAACCCCAGAUACUUUAUUCCACUUCUUGAAAUCGGCUGGACAAUCACUACCUUUGGUCAGUCUGUGAUGACAAAGCCCAUUCAAAUGUAUGUGCUCAGGGUAAUUCUGGCAAUAUUUGAGACAGGUCAUUUCUCUGCAGUGAUUUAUCUUUGCGGAGCUUGGUACAAGAAGGAAGAGCUCUCGCGUCGUGUCGCAAUCAUCAAUAUGACCACCGCGAUCGGACCCAUGUUUUCGAGUUAUCUCCAAGCUGCUGCGUAUAACGGACUCAACGGCGUUCAUGGAAGGUCUGGUUGGCGAUGGUUAUUCAUUAUCGAUGGUUGUAUCUCUUUGGGCAUCGUUGCUCCUCAGCCUUUUUUCUACCCUGACGUACCAGCUCGACAGAAGCCAGACCGCCUCUUCACCGAAAGGGAAAUCGAGCUGGCUCGAGACAGGAACCCUCGCGAGGGACGAGUGAAACAAGGAGCAUUCACCAUGCAGCAGGUGAAGCGUUGGGUCCUCACGCCGGAUAUUUGGCUUCUUUGGGUGAUUUCUUUCUGUAACGAUGUUUGCCAGCAGCCCGCACUGUCAAUUACCUACUGGUUCAAAGCAUGGAAUACCAUCAAGCCUGGCUCAUACACGGUGGCUCAAAUUAACAACUAUGCUACACCAAUCCAAGCAGUGAUUGUCGUCGUCAGCCUUUCUAUGGCCUGGGCCAGUGACACUGUCUUUGGUGGACGGAGAUGGCCUUUACUCGUGAUUGGAUCCACUCUCUCCACUGUAGUAUUUCUCACUCUAGCCUCUACCCCAGUCUUUCCCGAAAAUCGCUCAGGCCGAUGGGCCCUAUAUUAUCUGACUGGCCUAACUCAAUCUGGAAGUUCCAUGUUCUGGGCCUGGACUCAAGAUACUCUCUCAGGAGACCCAGCAACUCGAGCGUUUGCCUCUGCUGGCCUCAACGUAUGGGCUUAUGUGGGUGACGCUACUAUUCCCUUGGCUAUCUUCCAAACAGUAAAUCAGCCGGGCGUCGUAGCGGGCAACUACGGAGCUGCAGGAUUUGCUAUUCUCCAAGUGCUGACAUCGCUUGGUCUGGCGUACCUCCAGCACUGUCGACGAGUGAAGGGUAAAGAGCUCAUCGAGGAGGAUAAUGGAAGAACUGUGGAGGAAGCGGAGGAGGAAUCUUUCUCUUCAGGUGUAGAGAUCAACAAAGCUGGACCCGUCGUGGAUGAGCAUGCGGUGUAA
Molecule: messenger RNA, 1545 nt
Organism: Penicillium angulare
Lineage: Eukaryota; Fungi; Ascomycota; Eurotiomycetes; Eurotiales; Aspergillaceae
Exons: 10
Coding region: 1-1545 (514 amino acids)
Biological process (GO): transmembrane transport
Cellular component (GO): membrane
Molecular function (GO): transmembrane transporter activity
Source: RefSeq, a predicted model, not a curated record